GAAGGAUAUACGUUGAGCAGGGGCACAUUGGAACUGGAGCAGGAACUGGAAGUUCUGGCAGUGGAAGCUGUGGAGGCGAUGUGGCACUGGAAGGCGUUUUCUUGCAGUCGCGCUUCGACAUGACAUUCCUUCUGCCGCUAGCUGUGGCUCUACUUUCCGUUUCGGUUGGAUCCUCCGCUUUUCUGGCCUUCAAAUCAUUUGUGCAGUCUCUGCGCAAGUCUAAGGUUGAGGACGAUGAGAGCAGGACAGUUGAGCUGGAGGCUGAGGGACUAAUCAAGGAAUGAAACGAUUGACGGAAGAAAUCCAAAGCACCAACCGAUAAGCUGGCUGUUGUUUGAAGAGUACUGGAACUUAAGGUGUUUUGUCGGUGUUCGUCUCAAAGGACUGAGUAACUUCAGACCGGAAGUUUCUGUGGCAAGUAUGUCAAAGUCACUAGUCUCGAACAGGGGUUUGACGGGCAUAGCAAACUUCCACACUUCAAGUCAAAAGCAUACAAGUGCCUCUAGUAGACCAGCUCAAAAGCAACCCUGGCCCCCACAAAAGCAACGCUCAGACACUGUUCGGCUGGUUUCCAGAAGUUCUGGAAGAAUGCGUGGUCCAGUGGCGGUAUGCAAUCUGUGCAAAUCAUUCCUUCAGAAUGAGUACCAACACUUUCUGAGGCCAAAAAGGCUCUCCCGAUCAGCCCCUGCACGAGUUUGGCGCCCAUACUCCUCUACGAGGAUGGCAAUGGAGGUCCCUGACUUUCUUCCAACGUCCUUGUUGAAAGAACGGAGUCAAAGACCUCUUGGGCCGGCCUUUGAGUUGACAGCGGAAGAAGCAAUCUUGCGCCAACUAGAGGCGCUCAAGGACAACGACCAUCCGUAUCCAGAUCACGGAAUUGAGGUCAUGUACAGGUUUGCCGCGUUCGAUCCAUUCACGUUCUCAACCUAUUUUGGUACCGUCAAGGACCUUGGUCAGUUCGAAAGAUUCCGACGACUGUUUCACGACAGAGUUUACCGCGUGCUCCUGGGGCACACCGACUCCAAGAUCCUGAGCAGCUUCCACCCCUCCGAACAUGAGUUCAAGCAGCGAGUUUGGAUACGAGGCCAUCGACCCGGCGAAGAAGAGGUCUUCGAGUUCACCCUCUCACAGCGCUUUGGGGGAGUGCGAGACGGAUACUGGUUGACGGAAAGCCUGAAACACGAUGGAAAGGGACUCAGCAAACACAUUGCGUACUGACGAGGGGUUUUCUUUGUGUAUGGAAACCCGAAACGCGAGUAUCUCGGUCAAGGGAGAAACUGCUGUGCUUCUUUAGAAUGGCAAAUGCCUGGAAGCCAACGUGGAGAAUUGAGUUGCUGGAAGUGCUCAUGGCCCCGAACAGCCUCUGACCUAUUCCAUCUGUACAUAGAUGUUCAUAGCUUGCGCUCUGCCCCUUGACCUCCAAGGAACUCAAAUGUACAAAGAGUAAAAAAGAAAGUUUAGCACCACCUUGCACGGAUCAAGCGUUGAACAAGUUGGUCUUUUCGAUGACGAUUGAGGCUGUGUACAUUUGGAUUCACGUAAACGAGAGCUCUCCUAGGAUUUAGCAUCGUUGUGUUCAGAAG
Klebsormidium nitens is the source of this 1583-nucleotide messenger RNA. The record is from the annotation of a GenBank genome assembly. NCBI's taxonomy places the organism in Eukaryota, Viridiplantae, Streptophyta, Klebsormidiophyceae, Klebsormidiales, Klebsormidiaceae.